AUGAAUAAAUUCGCAGCCACUAUGUUGGGUAUGGCCCUUGCCUCCUGCGCAAUGGGCGUUUCAACACCCGUCGUCCUCGACAAGCCCCUUUUGGAGGGAAAAGACGAUAGAUUCGCAGUAGUUCUCCACCAUCACCAUGCUGCUGAUGUAGCUGGUACUCCUCACAAGUUGAGGUUUUUGAUGCUGGUGCCCAAAUUGGGAGCUGAUUUGACCGGCGGAUUUGCAUCGGGACUCACACCUGUCGUCCACGCCAACAUGACACUUGGCGAAGGUGAGCAUUUGACAGAAUUGGUUGGACUUUCUGACUGCGCCACCUGGCUCGCUUUCGUUAUGGGCGUUUUCCAUACAGCGACCGGUUCAGUCUCCUUCAAGGCCUUCCACGGUCUUAAGGGUGCCUUGAAACUUGACGUAGGAGUCGGCCCCGUUGCAGAUUUUGUUAAGGACCACGUCCACAACCCCGUAAUGGCCGGAAUGCUCAAGUUGAUGCCAUCACAUCUCUUAACACACAAGCUUUUGGCUCUUUUCCCUCAUGCUCAUUAA
Molecule: messenger RNA, 540 nt
Organism: Theileria orientalis strain Shintoku
Lineage: Eukaryota; Apicomplexa; Aconoidasida; Piroplasmida; Theileriidae
Exons: 1
Coding region: 1-540 (179 amino acids)
Source: RefSeq, a predicted model, not a curated record